AUGAUUUGAGAAAAACAAAUGUGUAUUAAAAAACAGUAUUCGUGUCAGUUGUCUGGAUCUCCACAUACACCAAAGAAUAUACGGUGCGGGGGUUAUUAAUGGCGCAGUCGCACAGCACAAAUUCAUAUUUAACAAUUUUCCUGUCCUGAACAGAUCGAGUAAAGCGUCGAGGCACUCGAAUAGAAAUGGAAUUGUCAACAACAUUGAUGGUUCUAGUAGGAAUAGGGUAUUGGAUUCAUGGGUUCCGUUGUUUUCCAUGGCUGGCUGUCACUUUUUAUCUGAAGGACAAUCUGAGGGUGGAGUCAGUAACACUCCAACUCCUCCAGAGCUCCGCCAAUUUGCCCAUGGUUGCCAAGCCUAUCUACGGUAUCAUCUCCGAUGCCGUCUACAUUGGUGGCGCACAUCGCCUGCCUUAUAUCAUCAUUGGAGGUCUGUUGCAAGCGAUUUCAUGGGGUUCGAUUGUAUUUAUUCCGGCAGCAGGAUCAUCAGUUCCUAUCAUGUCAGCCUUUCUCCUCCUCAGCAAUUUGGGGGCAUCAAUUGUUGAAGUUGCUAAUGAUGCUUUGGUGGCGGAAACUGGAAAAAAUGCCAAAGCUAGUUCAUCAGGAGAACUUCAGUCAUUUGCCUGGAUGGCAACAGCUGCAGGUGGCAUUAUGGGAAAUUUACUCGGUGGGAUUGCUAUCGGUCGGGUUGAUGCAAAGGCCAUGUUCAUUUUUUUUGGCCUCCUCCUAGGCAUUCAAGUAAUAAUUUGUUUGACUGUAGAUGAGAAGUCCUUGGGUUCUAUUAAUGCUAAAAAAGUUGUAGGGCAGAAAUCGAUCCAUGCGAAUCAACAUGACAGAGGUGGGGUUGAUACACGAGCUAUAAAGUCAAACAGCAUUGGGGGUGCCUUUUCGAAAAGUGUUCAAAAGCAGGUUUUAGAUCUUUUGGAAGCACUAAGGAAACCAGAAAUUAAAUAUUCCAUUGUGUGGUUUGCGGCAUCUUAUGCUAUGAUACCAAUUUUAACUGGAACCAUGUUUUUCUAUCAAACACAGCAUUUGAAACUUGAUCCCACAAUUUUGGGACUUGCAAAGGUUGUUGGGCAGAUUGGUCUUCUUUUGGGAAGCGUCAUCUACAACCGAUUCUUAAAGAGUAUCUCCUUGAGAAUGCUUUUAGGCUGUGUUCAGAUUUUAUUGUCAUUAUGUAUGUUAUCGGAUAUCAUUCUUGUGAAGCAACUAAAUACCCAAUUAGGGAUUCCAAAUUCAGUAUACAUUUUGGGAGCAUCUGCUUUAGUGGAAGUUAUUUCACAAUUCAAGAUUCUCCCAUUCACUGUUAUGCUUGCACAAUACUGCCCUCCUGGUUGUGAGGGCUCCUUAAUGGCAUUUAUUAUGUCUGUCCAGGCCUUGACUACCAUUGUAAGUGGUUAUUUUGGUGUUGUCCUUGCUUCAUUCCUUAAUGUCUCCUCCGAAAACUUUUCCCGAUUACCAUUGGCAAUUUUUAUCCAAUCAAUUGCAACAUUAGUCCCACUAUUUUGGAUAUCACUCAUACCUGGCCAGGAAUCUGCUAAAAAACGCCAGGAAGACAAGAGGAAAGUAUUUUGAACCAAGAGACACCAUUUAUUUCAUUCACAUUGCUAUCAAUAAACUUUCUUGCCUUCCAAGAUGCUCAGUUUUGGAUGUCUCUCUUUCUCAUUGAAAGCUUGCAUAUCCCUAUUGAGACUAAUUCAUGCCCGUGGUGAUUAGUGGAUUGAAGGGAUGAUCAUUGUGGCAGUGCUCAAGGAAAGAAUCUCGUCUCUGCGGCCAAGAAAAUAAAAAAAUGUUGGCUUCGUAGAGACAAAUAUUUGAGGGGCCUGCAAAGAACCUUUUAGGUGCGAAGUGAGCAGGCUAACGAAGUUGUGUUUCCUUUAUUUUUAGGUCGGUCUUCUUAAUGUUAAUGUAUAUGCCCUUGCAGUGUCUUCAUGGUUGCAGAUUAUGAAUUAUAGAAUUGCUGCUUCUUCUC
Molecule: messenger RNA, 1971 nt
Organism: Cryptomeria japonica (Japanese cedar)
Lineage: Eukaryota; Viridiplantae; Streptophyta; Pinopsida; Cupressales; Cupressaceae
Product: probable folate-biopterin transporter 7
Exons: 2
Coding region: 186-1574 (462 amino acids)
Cellular component (GO): membrane
Source: RefSeq, a predicted model, not a curated record